AUGUCCGGCGUCGACGACGUAGAUGCGCAGCGCAAGAACUACCGGCGGCCCCACAAUGCGCACAACCCAAUACCAACCGUCCAGAAGUACCGCGAGGAGAAGCAGAGGAGACAGGAAGCAUAUGGCAGUGCAGAUGGCGAGAGCAACGAACCAAGCACACGCGACCGGCUCGGCGACGCCGUCAAUGUCUUCAGACAUGGAAGGGACGUAGAGCUGGCCAACGAUGGCAAUGGGCCGUACCCUUCCACCAACAAGAACCUCGCGCAGGACCUAGAAAUUGCCGACGACCACGCUGGCAAGACAGUGCCGAAAAACGACCAAAGAGAUGCAUCCCAGGACCAGGAUGGUGAGCAAGAGAUGAAAGACACGACAGAGGGCGGCCUGCAAUCACUAGAUCCCAGGCAGGCCCGCAAACAGAUGAAGCAUUUCAAGGCCGAUGGCACAGAACGCUUUGUCACCGACCCAAUUACCCAUCUACCCCUCAGAGUUCAUGAUUUCACCGAUCACGAGCUGAAGAGCACGGCAAAAAACCCGCCGCCCCCCGGCGCGGACCUACGAACAGCGACUGGCACUGAAGCCAUUGAGAAAACUGGCGAACACUUGGAAGCCGAGGGCCAGGAGUCGCAAGAAGCACAUGAAGGCCUCGAGGUCCUGUUCCCCCCUCCGUCCUUUGACCGGACGCGAGACGAGAUCUCUACCGUCUACAUGCAGGCCGUCACGGUCGGCGUAGGUGCCGCUGCUGUUAGUUUGAUGUUGAUCAACGCUUUGUUCUGGCCAACACGUCAUUCCACAGGCUGGACAAGGCAGUUUCUCAAGAUGAUCGAGCUCGGCACAAUGGCGGUUGUUUCUGGGGCCAUCAUAUUGUUCAUGCGUAAAUGGUCGGAAAACAAAAUCGAGAAAGUGUGGGAUGUCGAAGUCUGGAGAGCAGAAGGCGAACGUGGCAAGCAGUUGGCCAAGACCGAGACCGCCGAAAGUACGCAGUGGCUAAACUCACUCGUCGCUUCGGUAUGGCCAUUGAUCAAUCCUGAUUUGUUUACGAGCAUCUCCGACACGCUUGAGGAUGUCAUGCAAGCCUCUCUUCCGAGCAUGGUUCGUAUGGUGGCGGUCGAAGAUCUCGGCCAGGGCAGCGAAGCUAUUCGUAUCCUGGGCAUUCGUUGGCUUCCGACGGGCGCAGCUGCCAGGUCAGUAGGCUCUGACGGAAACUUGAAGACUUCAGAUGAGGAGAAUAAAGACCGCACCGUCCCAGACGAUGGCGAAGGUCCAGAUCAGCCCCCGCAGCAGGAUACCAUGGAGGCUGAAGAUGGUGAUUUUGUCAACCUGGAAGUUGGGUUUGCGUAUAGACCCUCGACCGGAAAAGGCGUCAAGUCCCGUGCAAAACACGCGCAUCUGCUGCUAGCCUUCUAUCUACCAGGCAACAUUAAGCUACCUGUCUGGGUCGACCUUGUAGGAGUGAUCGGUAUUGUGCGCUUCCGUCUGCAGUUGUGUCCUGAUCCCCCCUUCUUCUCCAUCUGCACCAUGUCCUUUAUCGGCCAGCCGAAAGUGACCAUGUCUUGUGUGCCGCUCAUCAAGAAGGGACCAAACCUCAUGGACGUACCAUUACUUUCCAACUUUGUUCAAUCAUCCAUGGAUGCCGCCUUGGCCGAAUACGUCGCUCCCAAGUCAUUGACAUUGGAUCUCAAGGACAUGAUGAUGGGAGACGACUUUAAGAAAGAUACGAUUACACAGGGUGUGAUCAUGGUGCAUAUCAAACACGCUUACGAUUUCAAGGAAGGAGACAUGAAAAUUGGUCCGUUUGGUGGUUCCGCAGACCCAUAUGUGAGUGUUGGGUGGGCCAAGUUUGGAAAGCCAGUUUGGUCCACGCGCGUUCUGAAAAGAAACAUGGAGCCGCAUUGGGACGAAUUUUGCUUCGUGUGCGUGACCGUCAACGAAUUAAACGUCGACGAAAAGCUGAGAAUCCAACUCUGGGACUCGGAUCGCACGACUGCUGACGACGACCUUGGACGCAUUGAGCUGGAUCUCAAGCAAUUGAUGAAGAGCGACGAAACCAACGGCAAGAUGCAUGACCGCGAAGACGGUUUCCAUGCCCUGAAAGCAGGCGCAGAAAUGCCGGGCAAAUUGAGCUGGAGCGUUGGCUACUUUUCGAAGACAAGGAUUACCAACGACCAGUUGGCCAUGCAAGAUGAGGACCCCAAUGUGAAAACGAUUAAACAGCUGAAAGACAAGGUAUACAAGGAAGCAGAAGGCAAGCUGCGAGAGGCAAGCGAAAACCACCGGGAUGAAGUCGAGCAACAGAAGGUUGAAGAUUUCAAGAACCGCCAGGAUGAACUCAUCAUUGCUUCUCCACCUCCACAAGACUAUCCAUCUGGCAUCUUGAGCAUUCAGAUCCACCAAAUCACUGGGCUGGAACUGGAAAAACCGAGUAAGAGAAAGGCUUCGGCAAACGAAGAAGCCACUGACGAGGAGGAGGAGGGCGAUGAUCUCCCUUCGGCAUACUGCACGAUCAUCAUCAACCACAAGAAGGUUUUCAAAACCCGCACCAAGCCAAAGAACUCCAAGCCCUUUUUCAAUGCUGGCUGCGAGCGCUUUAUCCGGGAUGUGCGUAAUACUGAAGUGCAUGUGGCCGUCCGGGAUUCUCGCGUCCACGAAGAUGACUCUUUGCUUGGUAUUGUCUACCUACCCCUGGAGAAAGUUUUCAGUGAACGCAGCCAGAUCAAUUCCAUUUUCCCCCUUGCUGGAGGGAUUGGCUACGGACGUAUACGGAUCUCCAUGGUUUUCCGGAGUGUGCAAGUUCAACUUCCUAGGGAAUGGAUGGGCUGGGAUUACGGGACUGUGGAUAUUCAACCUCGCAUCAAAGCAAUCAAUGUGCCGCACGAUAUAGAGCCGCUCAGGGUCAAGGUUCGCACACGGCUGGAACACGCAAAGCUGCAUUCACGCGGGCGCAACGGCCACGUGCGUUCAGAGGACGGACACACUGUGUGGACUUCGCGGAAAAAUAGACCUAUCCGCUUGCCUGUACGUGCACGCUAUUGUGCACCGUUGAUAUUUGAGUUUAGACAGGAUGCCACGUUGAGAGACCGCACGCAUGCAUUUGCCAUCCUCUGGCUCAAGGACAUCCCAGACAAUGAGGAACAGACAAAGCGGCUCGCCGUCUGGAAGGGCGAUUUGAAGCGCGCAGAGGACAACGUGCUCGAGUCGUACGGCGAAAAGGUGGGCGAGAUUGAGAUAACACUGACAAUGUGGUCUGGCCUGUCUGGCUACCACGAGAAGCUCGCAAAGGGGGACAAGCAUCUCACCAACGUCAUGGAAGUCCUGGAUACCUCCAACGACCAGGAAUGGACAAAUUGGGAGGAAUCGGACAGCUCGGACAAACCAGGUCUGAAUGACAGCAAGAAUAAUGAUGAGGACAGUUCUGACUCUUCAUCUUCUUCAUCUUCUUCUUCCUCGUCGGACAGCGAUGAUGAUAGCGAGGAGAGUGUUGGUAGCAAGAUGACGCCCAAUUUCCUUCAGAACAAGAGACCAGACUCGAAACUGAGCAUGGAUAAGGGCAGAGGCCCAAUUAGGAAGCUGAAGGAAUACAAAGACUCGGGCAAGCCGCUGCGUCGCAGGAACAAGGGCAUCAUGCAGUGGAAGGGACCUCGGACGUUGGCUUGGAUGAAGCACGUGGGUGAAAGGGGAAAGAGAAAGAUGGGGAAUAUAUUCCAUCACCAUGAGCGAGACGGGACCGGAAUUGAGACGGAAGUUUGA
Molecule: messenger RNA, 3744 nt
Organism: Exserohilum turcica Et28A
Lineage: Eukaryota; Fungi; Ascomycota; Dothideomycetes; Pleosporales; Pleosporaceae
Exons: 3
Coding region: 1-3744 (1247 amino acids)
Molecular function (GO): lipid binding
Source: RefSeq, a predicted model, not a curated record